CCAGUUGACAGUUUGUGGAAAAUCGUCACGGUGAACGCAUCAAACGAGAAUCGAACGCGGAAGAACGGCGAGAAAAGCGAGGAAAACGGGUGCAGAGACAGGACUGAUUGGGAAAUAUGUGCGCCUGAGUUUCCCGGCCAGAAGGCAAAGUGCCAAAUGCUCUGAUAAAUAAUUCCUGUAAUAAUCAGCGUGAUUGAAAUCUACGCGACGCUCAUAAAAUUCAAAUGCAGCGCAAAAAGUGAACAGCAGUGUAGCGGAAAUUAAAUUGUUUUAGCCAGUGUCAAAACGGAAACAGAAAAUCGGAAGAAGAAAAGCCGAACUACAGUUUAAACUCUAAUCUUUAAACAAAUCGAAUCGAAUCGAAUCGAAUCCGGUGGAUUAAUCGAAUCCGAAAGAUGGCCCGCAACUUCCUCUCAAUCGGAUUACUUUUGACCCUGAUCGCCAGCGGUCAGGCUCAUCUAAACAUUUUCCUCAACUUGCACGAGGUGCUGCGUCUAAUCGGAGUCUCGGCGGAGCUUUACUACGUGCGGGAGGGAGCCAUUAACGACUACGCCUUGAACUUCGCCGUGCCCGUGCCGGCGAACAUUAGUGACGUGACCUUCACGUGGCAGUCCCUGGUGGACCAUCCACUGCCAUACAGUAUUAACAUCGCCACAUCGGACACGGAAGUGCUGCCGCGGCCCAUUCUGAACAUAUCCCGGAUCGGAGAUGUGCCCAUGGAACCGCAGACAUGGGGCAUUGCGCUCAAGUGCUCGGGCACCAGGAAUGCCGAGGUUACGGUCACCAUCAAUGUGGAGGUGAUCCUGGAUCGGGCGACCAACAACAAUACGAAUCUAAUCUUUAAGAGGAAGAAAAUAUGUUUGAGGGAGGAGCAGGAUAGUGCGCACGAGGAGUACGACGACGAUGACUUGGACCUGUUGCAAACUGCGCGCAAGGGACAUGGCGGAGAUAUUCACUAUGUGGAUCGCAACGACGCGCAUGUGGUCGCCAAUGGCCACCAGGCGCCGGAGAAGCAGCGUCCUGUGGUCACAGAGUCGCCUGUGGGUCGUGGAAACUCGGGCGGAUCAAAGCGGGACUUUGACCCGAUGUUGAGGGAGAACCUGGUGCCCCCGGCCAGUGGCCUGGUUACACUAAUUGUGGGUGGCAUCCUGGCCCUGGUGCUCGUUUCCACCCUCAUCCUGAUAGCCUACUGUGCCAAGGGUCCCUCCAAGCGUCAUCCCUCGAACGGAGUGCAUCUCAUCAAGACCUCCAGCUUCCAGAGACUGCCCACCAUAUCGUCGACUGCCCACAACUCGAUCUACGUAUGCCCAUCGACCAUCACUCCCACAUAUGCCACACUGACGCGGCCCUUUCGCGAAUAUGAGCAUGAGCCUGAGGAGUUCAACCGCCGUCUCCAAGAGCUGACAGUCCAAAAGUGCCGCGUCCGGCUCUCCUGCCUCGUCCAGGAGGGAAGCUUUGGGCGAAUCUAUCGCGGCACUUAUAACGACUGCCAGGAGGUAUUGGUCAAGACUGUCGCUCAGCACGCCAGCCAGCUGCAAGUGAAUCUCCUGCUCCAGGAGUCCAUGAUGCUGUACGAGGCCUCGCAUCCAAAUGUCCUCUCCGUUCUGGGCAUCUCCAUCGAGGACUAUGCCACGCCCUUUGUGCUCUAUGCCGCCACCGGGAGUGUGAGGAAUCUGAAGAGCUUCCUGCAGGAUCCGUCGUACGCCAGGAGCGUCACCACCAUCCAGACGGUGCUCAUGGGCUCGCAACUGGCCAUGGCCAUGGAGCAUCUGCACAACCACGGCGUCAUCCACAAGGACAUUGCGGCCAGGAACUGUGUUAUUGAUGAUCAGCUUCGUGUAAAGCUCACUGAUAGUGCUUUGAGUCGCGAUCUCUUCCCGGGUGACUACAAUUCCCUGGGCGAUGGCGAGUACCGACCCAUCAAGUGGCUGUCCUUGGAGGCUCUGCAAAAGUCGCAUUAUAACGAGGGAAGUGAUGUGUGGUCCUUCGGCGUCCUCAUGUGGGAAAUGUGCACUCUGGGUAAACUGCCCUACGCCGAGAUCGAUCCCUAUGAGAUGGAGCACUAUCUCAAGGACGGAUACAGACUGGCCCAGCCUUUCAACUGUCCUGAUGAGCUCUUCACUAUUAUGGCUUAUUGCUGGGCAUCCAUGCCAACUGAGCGACCUUCGUUCAGCCAGCUUCAGAUCUGCCUAUCGGAGUUCCAUACCCAGAUUACCAGAUAUGUUUAACCAGCGGUGCUGAAGCAUGCCAAGACCUGUAAAUAUAACAAGAGGCGACGUCGCAAGAUUUUCCAGCAGACCACGUCGUCCACUUUGUUCCCAAAGACAUAUUAAAUGGUAGCGCCUAAGUACUGGGGCUGUAGAAGCUCCCCAGACAUAAGUGUACGAACGACUUAUGAGAAGAUGUGGAUUAGAUGGGACAAGGUAAAGCAGCCUGGGAACUUCUAUCCACAUGGCUCCUAGUUAUAUAUUUAGUGAGUAAGGACAUGUGACAUUUCAAUGCAAGAAUUAGGAUUAUCUGGAAAACAUAAAUACCCUGUUAAGAAACACACACGAUCUCUGGAAAAGAAGAGCCAAGGCCCAGUAAAAUUUACCCUAAGAGACCCCUUGAAAACUCCACAAUGAAUUUAAAUAAAUAGCAAAUAUUGA
Drosophila santomea is the source of this 2648-nucleotide messenger RNA. It is a transcript of the gene drl, whose product is annotated as tyrosine-protein kinase Drl. Gene Ontology annotation, cellular component: signaling receptor complex. The record is from RefSeq and is a predicted model, not a curated record. Gene Ontology annotation, biological process: multicellular organism development; cell surface receptor protein tyrosine kinase signaling pathway; positive regulation of kinase activity. Lineage: Eukaryota; Metazoa; Arthropoda; Insecta; Diptera; Drosophilidae. Gene Ontology annotation, molecular function: protein kinase activity; ATP binding. The transcript has 4 exons. The coding region runs from base 396 to 2228 and encodes 610 amino acids.